GGCGAUGGGGGGGAGGGGAAGGACGGGCGGCCGCUCGGCGACUCACUGACUGACUGAGGGAACGAGUGAGUGAGGGGCGGGUUGGAUUGGAUCGGAUCGGGGACUCCUUCAUCCACCUGUUCGCGUCCGGAGGGGGUGGGGGUUGGGUGGAAAUCAGUCUCCCUUCAUACACAGAGGGGGAAGAGAGAGAGCACGACAACCGCCGCCUCGCCUCCCGCUUCCUCACACACACCGUGGGGGCUGAGGUUGGGCGCCCGCCUGCGCCAUAGGGGCCUCGUAUACCCUCCCCAGCCCCCACACCCUACAACACAAGCCCCCACACCCCACGCACCAGAAUACACUACCCCAACCCCUCAACACAGCCCUCACAACACAACCCCCAUCCCCUCAACAUAACCCCCCCCCAUCAACACAAGCUCCCACCCACCUCAAUACAAUACCCCCACCCCCUCAACGCUACUCCUCACGCCAUUCCCACCCCCUCAACAGAAGCCCCACAACAACUCCAUCCCACCCUUUUAACGCACUGUCUCCCACCCCCUCAAUAAACUCUCCCCCUCCCAACACGCGUGCCCUGCCCCCUCCAGACGCCCACCCCCCCUCAACAUUCUCCCCUUACCCCCCUUCAAUACACGUCCCCCACCCCAUCUAUUUCCCAGCCAGUGCUGCUCCUCCAUCUCCCCCCUCCCCCCCCUUCCUAUUUCCAAGCUCAAGCCAGUGCUGCUCCUCCAUCCAUCCCUCCCGCAUUCACAAUGUGGCGCUGAAGCCGGACCUCGGGGCUCGAUCUCACUUUGCAGGGGGGGAAAGGGGGUAUCCCAAGCUUUCGUUCUGCCCCGGGGUCCGAGAGAGAAGGGGCAGGAAGAGGUGGAUGUGGAGGGUCCCGGCUGGUGAAGUCGUGCCAGGAAGAUUUCUUCCCUCCAGCCACUUUCUUUGCAGCGGGAUUAUCCACCAGGAUUCUCUCCACCAGACUUCAAUCAAAGGAUUGCUAAAGUGAAUGAACAUGGAAACCAGUCAUCGAACAAACACUGGAAUUUUUUUUGGAUAAUGCAGUCUGUUUACUGAUCAACGCUUACUGGAGGAAUUGCAUCUUCUGGAGUCCAACAUUUGCCUGGAUUAUUGCAGCUUUCUUUUGAACCAAGAUUUUGCAUUUAAGGAUUUUUAAAAAUGGGUGACAUGAAUAAUGCAGUAAAGUACCUUCCAAGCAAAACAACAGAUGAUCUCCAAAGUCAAUCGUAUUUUGACUGUACUCUUGACGAGCUCCGUAAUCUUAUGGAACUGCGAUCUAUAGAUGCUGUACAGAAAAUAGAAGAGUGUUAUGGAAAUAUGCAAGUAUUUUGUGCAAAGUUGAAAACCUCACCUGUAGAAGGGUUAUCUGGUGAUCCUGCAGAUCUCAGCAGAAGGCAUCAAGCUUUUGGGGAAAAUUUUAUACCACCUAAAAAACCAAAAACUUUUCUUCAGCUAGUAUGGGAAGCUUUACAAGACGUCACCUUAAUUAUUUUAGAAAUUGCAGCCAUAAUAUCGCUAGGCCUUUCUUUCUAUAAUCCUCCUGGAGGGAAGAAUGCAGAUUGUGGUAAAGUUACACAUGAUCAUGAUGAUGACCAUGAAUCGCAAGCUGGUUGGAUCGAAGGAGUUGCCAUUCUUGUUUCUGUUAUUUGUGUGGUGCUGGUUACAGCUUUCAAUGACUGGAGUAAGGAAAAACAAUUUAGAGGUCUACAAAACAGGAUAGAGCAGGAGCAGAAAUUCUCAGUGAUAAGAGGUGGCCAAGUUAUCCAGAUACCUGUGGCAGAACUGGUGGUUGGUGACAUUGCUCAAAUUAAAUAUGGUGACCUCUUACCUGCUGAUGGUAUACUUAUUCAUGGAAAUGAUCUAAAGAUAGAUGAAAGCUCGCUUACUGGAGAGUCUGACCAUGUGAAGAAACGCCUAGACAGAGACCCGAUGCUGUUGUCUGGUACCCAUGUAAUGGAAGGUUCCGGGCGAAUGGUGGUCACAGCAGUUGGUAUGAACUCUCAAACUGGAAUCAUUGUCACCUUGCUAGGGAGUGGAGAGGAGGAAGAGAAGAAAAAUAAAAAGCAAGGCCGAACGGUGGAAAAUCGAAACAAAGCUAAAGCUCAGGAUGGGGCAGCUAUGGAAAUGCAGCCUUUGAAAAGUGAUGAAACGUGUGAUAAUGGAAGUGAAAAAAGUAAAACAAAACUACCCAAAAAAGAGAAGUCUGUACUUCAAGGAAAGCUAACAAAACUGGCAGUUCAAAUAGGGAAAGCUGGAUUGGUGAUGUCUGCUAUGACCGUUAUAAUUCUUGUUCUGUUUUUUGUGAUUGAUACGUUUUGGAUUCAGAACAUCCCUUGGUUGACUGAGUGCACACCAAUUUACAUCCAGUAUUUAGUUAAAUUUUUCAUAAUUGGUGUUACUGUCCUGGUUGUGGCAGUACCAGAAGGUCUCCCCCUUGCAGUUACUAUCUCUCUGGCAUAUUCAGUAAAGAAAAUGAUGAAAGAUAAUAACUUGGUCAGACAUCUGGAUGCCUGUGAAACCAUGGGGAAUGCAACAGCUAUAUGUUCAGACAAAACUGGUACCCUUACAAUGAACAGAAUGACCGUGGUUCAAGCACAUAUUGCGGGCGAAUACCACAAGACAAUUCCAAAUCCAGAGACUCUUCCUGAAAAUGUUUUGGACAAACUUAUUGUAGGAAUAGCUGUGAACUCUGCUUAUACUACCAAGAUACUGCCAACCGAGAAAGAAGGUGGCUUGCCACGUCACAUUGGCAAUAAGACGGAAUGUGCCUUGUUACAAUUUGUAUUGCAUUUGAAGAAAGACUACCAGAUAAUUCGAAAUGAAGUUCCGGAAGAGAAAAUGUUCAAAGUCUAUACCUUCAAUUCUGCACGGAAAUCCAUGAGUACAGUGCUGAAGAAUCCUGAUGGUGGUUUUCAAAUGUUCAGCAAGGGUGCCUCUGAAAUUGUACUUAAAAAAUGUUCUAAAAUUCUCGAUGAAAUGGGUGAAGUCAAAGCUUUAAAGUCCCACGAACGUGACAGUUUAAUUAAGGAUGUAAUAGAACCAAUGGCCUCUGAGGGAUUGCGCACCAUCUGCUUAGCAUUUAGAGAAUUUGACGAUUCUCCUACGGAUUGGGAUAACGAAAAUGAUAUACUUUCUGGCCUCACUUGUAUUGCUGUAGUUGGCAUUGAAGAUCCCGUAAGACCAGAGGUUCCAGAUGCCAUUAAGCAAUGCCAGAGUGCUGGUAUCACAGUGCGGAUGGUUACCGGUGACAACAUUAACACGGCUCGUGCAAUUGCUACAAAAUGCGGCAUUAUACAAGCGGGCGAUGACUUUCUGUGUUUGGAGGGUAAACAGUUCAACAAACGCAUUCGCAAUGCAAAAGGAGAGAUUGAGCAAGAACGGUUAGACAGAGUCUGGCCCAGGCUGCGUGUCCUUGCAAGAUCAUCACCCACCGAUAAACAUACUUUAGUCAAAGGCAUUAUUGAUAGUACUGUGAUGGAACGAAGGCAGGUGGUAGCAGUCACAGGUGAUGGUACUAAUGAUGGGCCAGCGUUGAAAAAAGCUGAUGUUGGAUUUGCCAUGGGUAUUGCUGGAACAGAUGUGGCCAAAGAAGCCUCAGAUAUUAUUCUAACCGAUGAUAACUUCACAAGCAUUGUCAAAGCAGUAAUGUGGGGCAGAAACGUGUAUGACAGUAUUUCAAAGUUUCUCCAGUUCCAGCUAACUGUCAAUGUCGUGGCAGUGAUUGUGGCAUUCACUGGUGCUUGUAUUACACAGGAUUCUCCUUUGAAGGCUGUGCAGAUGCUUUGGGUAAAUCUAAUCAUGGACACACUUGCAUCACUUGCUUUGGCCACUGAACCUCCCACAGAAGCUCUAUUACUACGGAAGCCUUAUGGCAGAAAUAAACCACUCAUCUCCCGUACCAUGAUGAAAAAUAUACUUGGUCAUGCCAUCUACCAACUUGUUAUUGUGUUUACACUCUUGUUUGCUGGGGAGAAAAUAUUUGAUAUUGACAGUGGAAGAAAUGCUCCUCUUCAGGCUCCCCCAUCAGAACACUAUACAAUUGUAUUUAAUACAUUUGUUUUGAUGCAAUUGUUUAAUGAAGUGAACGCUCGCAAAAUUCAUGGUGAAAGGAAUGUUUUUAAUGGAAUUUUCAAAAAUCCAAUAUUUUGUAGCAUUGUACUGGGAACAUUUUUGGUACAGAUCCUAAUUGUUCAAUUUGGUGGGAGGCCAUUUAGUUGCACUGAACUAUCGAUUGAUCAGUGGUUAUGGUGUGUUUUUCUAGGAUUGGGAACACUUCUCUGGGGACAGAUGAUUGCUACAAUUCCAACAAGUCGAUUAAAGUUCCUCAAAGAAGCUGGCCUUGGCACACAAAAGGAAGAGAUUCCAGAGGAAGAACUGGAAGAGGAUAUUGAAGAAAUUGACCAUGCAGAGAGAGAACUGCGUCAUGGUCAAAUUUUGUGGUUUAGAGGUCUGAACAGAAUACAGACUCAGCUCAGAGUGGUGAAUGCAUUCCGUAGUUCUUUGUACGAAGGAUUAGAGAAACCAGAAAGUCGCAGCUCAAUCCACAACUUUAUGACCCAUCCAGAAUUUCGAAUAGAAGAUUCUGACACACAGAUCCCUCUUAUUGAUGAUAGUGAUACUGAAGACGGAACACAGAAACAACCUGAUAGCUCUCCUAAAUUAUCUCUCAAUGAAAACAACAAUGCUGUUGACAGUGGGAUCCAUCUUACAACAGACACAAGCAAGUCUGCUACCUCUUCAACCCCAGGGAGUCCACUACAUAGUCUGGAAACGUCUCUCUAGUGCGAAUUGAAUGUUAAUAUAAACGGUCUAGUGAGUUACAGGGAAAAAAACUGGUUCCUUUUACACUGUGUGAUUGACAAGAUAUUCUUGUCUUGGACUUCAGCAGAAGACACACCGAGAAUGUAGAUACUUUUAAGCUUUCUGCCAGACUAUGGGUGCUUUUGGAAUUCAAGUGAUGCACAAACCUGGUAUAAAAAUGACUUGCUUUGAGGAUUUGUUCUGUUACAGAAGGAUAAAAAAAAAAAAAUCAACUUUAAGAAUUGUCCUGAGAGUGUGUUAGCUGAACAUUUAGUUUUUCUUGAUUUCUGGAUGGUGUUUAUUUUGCCCUGGCUCAUUGAAUCUUUAAUUUCUGCUACUUGGCUGUUAAUAUUUUGAAUUAUUUAUGUUCUAAAAUGAUGCAGUUCUGUUUACAAGGUUUGUAGAUACUUUUGUUUCUGUUUGUAGGUAGAAGGCUUCCUGACAUAUGAUGCAGAGAAACUAAUCCUUAAUACUACUGUAUUUUCAGGAAAAGGGUGUUUCUAUUGAAACUGUACUAAAUAUGCCUGUGAUUUACUUUGUUAAAUACUGUAGAUAAGAAAAGCUAAUACUUGUAGCCAAAUAGAUAACACUACUAAAACAAUGCUGAAAUAUUGUAACAGUUAUGGCCCCUUUCCCAGUGCAGCCCCCCCAAUAUUUACAAGGAUUUUUCAAUGAUUGUUUCAGAAUCUAGUUUCUCAGUUUUUGAGAAAUUAACUGCAUAAAGAAUCUUUCCUUUCAAAUAAGUAAGGGUGAAAUGUCAAUUGGAAAAAUACAUCCAUGUAUAAUGAGAUGCUUCAGAGUAUUUGUCAGCUCAUCAAAUGGAUUAAAUCAAAUGCAUCAUUAUCUUUGUCUGUGUUUGUCCUUGGAUAUUAGCUUAAACUUGGUGAGAUACGAACAGGAUUUUAUUUCCCUAGAAAUAUUUAGGCACUUUCAUUCAGCACAAGGGAGGGCUGUUUGAAUAGUGUGUACUAUAUUAUCUUCAACUUUUAUGAUUUUAAAUAACCCUCUCAUUUAAAAAAUAAUCAAAAUGUUGUAAAACCCAACGCUGCAUCAUGCAAUGUACCAGGAUAAUUGAUUUCUAAGAGUAGAUAACUCCCUUCUACAUCAUGGUUUCAAUUGAUAAGGAUUGACAUGGCAGUAAUCUAAUAUGGCGCAUUUGUGAUGCAUACAACUUUUUUCCCCAAAGAUGUGGGUGCGGUAAUUGGCAAGAGCACAUAACUGCAGCGUACCUGGGGCAGGAAAUAAUUCCAAACUACUUUACUGCUGUCUUGUUCGUUAGUGUAAUUAUUUCCUCGAAUCCCCCACUCAUUCAAUAUUAUACUUUAACAGAUCUAAUUCAGUACGAUUUUAAUCUGUAAAAAAAUUAUUUGCAGCAAUGGGUUUUUGGGGUGGGUGGGGGAGGUUGGCUGUGGGGAAAAAUGAUAUGUACAGCUGGAUUUUCUGUUGCGAAUUUCACAUUUCCUGUGUCCAAACUACUUUUAAGAUUUUUUUUAAAUUAUGGAGUAUUGAAAAGAAAAGGUUGAGUGAAAUAGUGUCUGAUUUUUGACAUUUACAGUAAUUUAUAUUACUAAUGCCAACAGUGUAAAUUUUAGAACCAAAUCAUUAAAUGUUUAAAGAAAUACUAACAAUAAUGUCAGAUUUUCCUUGUGUCAGAUGUUUUUAGUCUGUAUACCCAAGGAGCAGAGAUACAAUGUUUGCAAUAGAAUCUUUAGGUGAUUGACCACAGGGAUAAUUUCCUUAUUUAAACAAAUUCUCUAUUCCCUGUGGCUGUUGUGAAAAUGUUUAUCCUUGUAUAAUAUUUAUUUCAGUAAUUAAAUGGUGACUGGAUAAGAGUUUGUCAACCACAAAUCAACACUAAAAUCAAGACAACUGUACAUAUUUUAUCUCGAACAACAAGAAGAGCUUGACUUUGUGAUGAAUGGUGAACAUUGUGUAGUUAUAUUCAAAAGUUGCUAAUUAAUUGACAGGACAAUUCCCUCUACCCAACAUUUCCCUGCUUAAUUAUUUAUAAUGACUCCUGAUCCAGCUAUAUCCCUUAAAAUCUGUCCUGCCUUGCUACCUCUAUGCUCUGGAAUUCCUAAACUACUGAUCUGCUAUGUGUUCCAUAAACAGAUCUGUUGUGGCUUAAACCUUUGCUCACCUGUCCUAAUAUUUGCAUGCCUUCAAGUCUAACUUUUCCUGAAAAGCACCGGGGGAAUUUUGCUCAACCACAUUAAAAGCGUUCUAAAAAUGU
Amblyraja radiata (thorny skate) is the source of this 7039-nucleotide messenger RNA. RefSeq names its product ATPase plasma membrane Ca2+ transporting 1a (gene atp2b1a). The transcript has 21 exons. Gene Ontology annotation, biological process: regulation of cytosolic calcium ion concentration; calcium ion transmembrane transport. The coding region runs from base 1165 to 4788 and encodes 1207 amino acids. The record is from RefSeq and is a predicted model, not a curated record. Gene Ontology annotation, molecular function: PDZ domain binding; P-type calcium transporter activity; ATP binding. Gene Ontology annotation, cellular component: plasma membrane; intracellular membrane-bounded organelle. NCBI's taxonomy places the organism in Eukaryota, Metazoa, Chordata, Chondrichthyes, Rajiformes, Rajidae.